GCCUAAAGACGCACCGUCGGCAACCAUUUUUUGACUUCGACAAGACAUUUUCCGACGCUUAGGCAUACUUUUGGACUAUAAUAUACUCUGUCGUAGACGAUCGCCACGAUGAGCACCAAUGGCGAUACACCUUCAAAGAAAACUUCUUCGAGGAUGCCGAUGCCCUCGUUGAACCAGCUGGCGGCGAGAAUGACUAAAGACGGGUCAACCACCAAUGGCACCUCUAAUACCAACAGCAACAACAAUACGAGCAAUGCAGCAACGACGAACUUAACAGCAGCUCCCCGUCCCCGACUUGCGGCUUCAAUCCUACGUACCACUUCCAACGCCUCGAUGAAUUCUACAGCGAGCUCGAAUGAUUCUGUGGCAGUCAAUCCCGCGAACAGUACUCGCGCUGGAUCGCCAAGUCCGAGCUCUGUUUCGACCCCGCGAAGCCAAAACACAACGCCUGGACCUGAAGGCGGAGAAUCGUUGACUGUCGAUAAGCUUGAUAAGCUGAACGCGAUCACUAGUGCUGGAUCUGGCGCUGGUACUGCAUCUACUCUUACUAGUGCAGAUCUUACUAGUGCUCCCGCCUACAGUGUAAUGUCCAGCGCGGCUUUUACCAGCGCUAGCACCGAAGGCUCAGUACUCGCUUCCAGUGAUCCAGAUAGUCCAGCACCACCCUUAGGUCAUCGGGACUCCAAGAAAGACAAAGGCAAACCACCCGUGAAGGGCUAUAAAAAUAUUCCUUCACUGGAUGCCAUUACUGCGAGGCUGGCGAAAACCCGGGCACUGAGUAUCGAUGGAACGCCGAAGCCGCCUGAACCGGAAAUGAUAGAAGAUCCGAAGACUCCUGGGGUACACGUUAUGAAGGAGGAGCAUCCCUUGCAGUAUUCUUGUACUAACGAUAACAAUUCCCAUAGGACUCUGUACCACGAUUCGAAAGCAAAAUUCCCUUACACUCCUGCACCUACUUCUGCUAACCCCACUGGCGCUGCACCUCCGCUCGUUCCUCGGGAUCGCGACCAUUCAGCCACAUCAGCGGUAGCGUCAACAAACAACUCUCCUACUGCUGCCUCUAUCCCUACGUCCUCGAUGUCGACCAACACAUCGGCCAACCCUACCGACCCUUCCCAACCUCAAUCCCAAAAUCCAUUCUCCCACGCUCCGGGCGACUACGAAGCCAACCUUACCGUCAUCGGCUCCUUCACCACUGUGGAGCAAUUCUGCCGCUACUUUAAUUGGCUCAAACCCCCUUCGCUCCUCGAACGAAACUCCAACUAUCAUCUUUUCAAGUCGCCCAUCAAACCCAUGUGGGAGGACCCUGCUAAUGCUUCUGGCGGAAAGUGGGUGCUGACCAUGCGGAAUAAUCCGGAGCUUCUCGAUAGAUGCUGGGGAUGGCUCUGCAUGGCCCUAGUAGGCGAGGAACUCGAAGAGGGCGGAGAUGAAAUCUGCGGUGCAGUCGUUUCGCUCCGCGCGAAAGUGGAUCGCAUCCAGGUCUGGACGAGGAGAAAGGAUGAUGUUGAGAAACUCAACGCGAUAGGGAAGAAACUUGUCAAGUUGCUUGACGUAGGGGAACAAGACGGGAUUGGGCUUGAGUUUCAGUCUAACACGGAAGAUAGAGGGGAUCGGGAGAAGGGUGUGCCGAGUAAAUUUUUGAGUAUCCAGGCGGUGCCCAAUACAUCGUUUCGGAGCACGUUCCAGGGAUCGCCUGUGUCUGCUGCUGGCGCACCCGGUCAGCAUCCUGGGGCAGGGGGACCCGGUGGAGGACACAGUCAUAGUCGGUCAAUUGGCGGUAUUGGAAUAGCAGGCACUGGGGGCUUUACCCCUGUGGAUCAGACUGCCCCACCUUCGAGCGCUGGUACGGCGCCAUCUGGUGUGAAUCUUGGUAAUGGUGCUGGUGCUUUUGGAAGCUUCGGUGUGCCGCUUGGUUCAGCUGGGUGGAGGAGGCGCGGUUAGUAUAAGAAGGAUACUGAGACAUACAAGGUGUAGAUGUAAAAUAAUUGAAUUACCACCAAGUGUUCUUCUAGUGUACAUCAUAACUGAUCAUGCAAUUCCAACCGACCUCUAUGUAUUCAGACUAGCGAAUACUUCGUGUACCACUAGCUAUUUAUUCGAAGUUCUACUUCCCCUUCCUAGAUCAUACUUCAGAGCGCAUAUCUAUUUUUCCAGCCAAGUUCAAAAUAAAACUUUAUGUUCAUCAGACUGCUUGUCUCUUCCUCCUUGCAAUCCCAACUAAGCAACCUCUAUCUGUCUGUGAACUACAACGUAGUUAAAUAACGAACGAAGGAAUGCACUCACGAUACGUUCUGCAUCCAUGAUAGUUUGUAGUCGAUCAUGAUGAGCGAUGGUUAUUAGAGUGACAUCCCCGUGUAGUUGAUUGUGCAACGAAGAUUGUAUGAUG
Lentinula edodes (shiitake mushroom) is the source of this 2386-nucleotide messenger RNA. RefSeq lists its product as uncharacterized. Gene Ontology annotation, biological process: translational initiation. Lineage: Eukaryota; Fungi; Basidiomycota; Agaricomycetes; Agaricales; Omphalotaceae. Gene Ontology annotation, cellular component: eukaryotic translation initiation factor 4F complex. The record is from RefSeq and is a predicted model, not a curated record. The transcript is spliced from 4 exons. Bases 109 to 1941 code for a protein of 610 amino acids. Gene Ontology annotation, molecular function: translation initiation factor activity; RNA 7-methylguanosine cap binding.